GGCGAGCGAGGAGGAGGAGGAGGAGGAGAAGAGGCAGCGCGGCGGCUGCCUCCAGGACUAUGCAUUGCCCGCCCUUCGCCGCCGCUCGGCUCCCCUCGGCCCCAUGGUGAGGCGCAAGAAGAGCCCCCCGGGUGCCGAAGAGCCGCGCAAUGGGAUGACAGUCAAGCUGGGUGACGGCAGUGGUGCCCAGGAAGGGCAGCAGCAGAAGAAGCUGGGCAGCAAGCGAGCGGCGGGCGAAGAGGAGCCCCUGGCAGAGGGUGAAGGCGGUGAAGGUGGCAGCAGCGCCAAGAAGGACGAGGCGGGCCCCCCUGGGGACUCCCCAGCUGCUGCCUCCCUCCAGCAGCCGACCCAUGGCCACGACCAGCAUCAUUUCCUCCGCUCCAGCGUCAGGCCCCAGAGCAAGAGGCUGAGGAAGGAUACCCAGGCCUCUUCAGCCCUGGGCAGUGCCAGCAACCCGCCUACCAAAGGGAAAGGUGCGGAUAAUGGAGGCGCUUCAUCAGGCAGCUCAUCAGGAAUCCCGUCCAGCACCCCGGCCGGGAGUUCGAAAUCUACCGCAAGAAACCUGGGCUCUUCAGCUGGGGAAAAAGAGGAAGGCAAGAAGGUUAGGCGUCAGUGGGAGUCGUGGAGCACGGAAGAUAAGAAUACAUUCUUCGAGGGCCUCUACGAGCACGGGAAAGAUUUUGAAGCUAUUCAGAACAACAUUGCCCUGAAAUAUAAGAAGAAAAGCAAGCCAGCGAGUAUGGUGAAGAAUAAGGAGCAGGUCCGGCAUUUCUACUACCGCACCUGGCACAAGAUUUCCAAGUACAUUGAUUUCGAUAACGUGUUUUCUCAAGGGCUGAAAAAAUCCUCCCUGGAGCUCUACGGCUUAAUUUGCUAUGGAGAGCUACGGAAGAAGAUUGGGGGCUGUAUGGAUGACAAAAACGCAGCUAAACUCAAUGAACUCAUCCAAGUCGGGGCAACGACCGUCCGCUACAAAGGGAGGAACCUCCGCAUCAAAGCUCCGAUGUGCCGGGCCCUGAAGAAGCUCUGUGAUCCAGACGGCAUCAGCGACGAAGAGGACCAGAAGCCCGUCCGUCUUCCACUGAAGAUCCCUGUGGAGCUGCAGCCGAGGAAUAACCACGCCUGGGCCCGCGUGCAGAGCCUAGCUCAGAAUCCACGGCUCAGAAUGAUCGUGGAGCUGCAUCGCAAAGUCUCCAGCCUCAUUGAGUUCCUGAAGCAGAAGUGGGCUCUGCAUGAGGUGCGCAUUCGUAAAACGCUAGCAGAAAGACAGCUACAAGACUCCAGAGAUCCCGAAACCAGCGGCAGCUAUUCUGAAGAGAAAAUGAUGCUCCAUCUCUUCCCGGGAGAGAACUGUACCUUGACCCCGCUCCCCGGAGUCGCCAGAGUCGUCCACUCCAAAGCAUUCUGCACGGUCCACUGGCAGGAAUCGGGCAGGUGCAAGCAGAACACAAAGGACUCUCACUUGUUGCCUCCCGCCCAGAUUUUAGGCAUACAGAGCGGUCAGGGGACAGCCAGGGGACAGGUGAAGUACCCCCGGGGGACAGAGGGCAGGGGUGGGGCCAGGGCAGAGAGCACUACAGAAGCAAGCAGAAACACUCAGCCCACGUUUGACACAACCGUGAGCAACACCGAGGAUGGCUCUCCGGAGACGGGAGUCGUGGAGGGAGCCUCUCCGAGCCUCGGCAUCUCCAACUGUCUUGAUAAGCCACCUUCCAGAGUUCAGGAUCCAGGUGGGCGUCUCGAGAAGCCAAUUCCGGCCUCUCAUUGUACUGAGGGCGUGGAGGCACCAGUCCCCGAAGUGACCACCGUGUUACUGCCCAGCAUCAGCAGCUGUGAUUGCGGCCCCAUCCCGGACUUGGAGGAAUUGUCUUUGCUUGACCCUUUUCCUCGGUACAUGAAGUCUUGCCAGGCCCUGAUCGUCCCGGAGAAGUGUCCUUGCAUGGACAAACCAAGCAGGAAAGACUUGACCGUGCCGGGGAGCCUCCCUUCCGGAAGCCUCUCCUCCGGGAGUGCGGAGGUUGGCAAUCUCGACGCAGCGAGAGACCAGGUGACGUCGCUCGCUUGCGGCCCGUCCCGAUCCGAAACUCAGGCCCUCCCCUGCUGCGGACCACAGGCAGAAACACGCGGCAAGGAGCCGUCGGAUGCAGUAACGGAAGACUCUCAGGAUAAGCCCAGCGCCUCACUGCCGCCGCCUCAGGGACAAUCAGUUGCCAAGUCGCUCAAGGAGGACCCGAGCCGCCUCGCGCAGCAGGUCAGAGAGGAGGGGUGGAGCUUGCAGACCUCGGAGAGCCUCACCUUGGCUGAAGUCUACCUCAUGAUGGGCAAACCGAACAAGCUGCAGCUAGAAUACGAUUGGCUGGCCGCCUUGGGGCCAGAAACCCAGGAAUCUAGGGAGCAGAUGCCCGAAACGAAAUCCAUUCCCCCCUCAGCCACCUUUCACAAACAGAAACUCCUCAACUGCCUCUUGAGACUCAUCUCCACUGAAGUGAACCCCAAGCCGGCUCCAGAAACUAGCACCGUUGCAACGUCCCCUAUCAAGCCUGCACAAGAGGAGCACACUCUGACUCCUCCUGGGAAGGUGAUCGCCAUUAGCACCAGGAGCCCGGGCUGCGCACGCAACCAGCCCACCCUUCGCAACAAGACCUUUUCUCCUGGCACUGCUUCCAGCCCCUCAGGUUUGAGAAACCCUUCCAGAUCCCUCCUGUCUGGCCCUUCCAGCGCCAGAGGCCCCGACGCUGACGGCGGCCUCUUUGCUGUUCCCACGACUCUCCCGCCCAACAGCAGGCACGGGAAGCCCUUCUUGCCCAGCAAAGAAACAGAGCUGAGCAUCCGGCAGCACUUGGACACGAUCAGCAUGCAGUCUGAUUUCUUCUUGCCAAAGCCAAAGAAAUUGCGCAACAGGCACCUGCGAAAGCCACUAGUAGUACAGAGAACCCUGCUCCCCAGGCCGUCUGGAAAUCCCUCCCAGCACGUCUGCUCCUUUUCCAUCUUGUCCAACUCCUCUAUCACAGGAAGAGGUUCUUUCCGGCCAAUCCACUCUUCGCUGACUAAAGCCGCCGUGUCUCGGCCUAUCAUUCCGAAGGUUCUUCCAGCACAAGUCACGAACCAUCUGCCUAGUACGAUCGAUCUGGCAGCUCAAAGUGCUGGUAUUAUCCCAAGCAGCCCUUUGCCCGUCCUGGAUGCUGAAGGCGUAUCCGGCGUUUCCCCGUUGUCUCCAGAUGCCAUGACUGCAGUGGUCCAAGACUCAACAGUGGUGCAUCAGAAUGGAAGUGCCCUGGCUUCUGUAGCAGGUUCAGGUGCCGAAUGUCAGGUUCCUUUCCUUGGUCUCCCAUCGCAGCCUGAGCAGGAAACAAUCCCGGAUGGCUUCCAGGGAACAGCGGUUCUUUCUCUGCCUGGACUUCCCAAAACCGCUCUCCAAAACGGCCUCCCCGUUCCUCCGCUUUCCUCCUCUGAAGCUUCCACCACCCGUCUUUCUCCUCCCAACGUCUCUGCCCUCCUGGAUAUCUCCCUUCCCGGCCCCCCUGAGGAUGUGCUGUCUCAGGGGGAGCCCGCCAUUCAGAUCAGCGACUCGAUCAUCGAAAUCGCGAUCAGCUCCGGUCAGUACGGUGAAAACGUUUCUCUGUCUCCAGCAAAGCUGAACGGCAGCGACAGCUCCAAAAGUCUUCCGUCCCCUUCCUGCAGCCCGCAGCAGAACUGGAUCGCCUCUCCCACCCACGACCCCCAGUGGUACCCCAACGACUCCACUGACUCUUCCCUCAGCAGCUUAUUUUCGAGCUUCCUUUCCCCAGAGAAGGGCCGGAAGAUGCUGCCAACCUCUAUCGGUGCCGCCGGCAGCACCUCCUUGUUGGGACCCAGUCUGCUGGACGGGAACUCAAGGGACUCCUUUGUGUCUCGAUCCAUAGCAGACGUCACCGAGGUAGACUCCCAGCUGGCUUGCAUGAUGAACGAGAACAGCAUCGAUUACAUCUCGCGGUUCAAUGACCUCGCCCAGGAGCUGUCGAUACCCGAGCCAACCCGCCGAGAAAUCCUCUUCGACGGAGGGGGAGGAGGCGGGGGCGGCCCUCCCAUUGGCGAUCUCUCGCAGUGAGCGCCUUCGACCAGCUGGCUGGUGGAGACUCUUAGAUUGGCCGGAACCUAGAGAGAAGCGGCCGGUGGCAUUUGCUAUGCAGCUGAUAACCGUGGGUAGCUCCGGCGAGAGCGUGCCUCGUACGAAGAGCAGCAUCGUCUUUGAGCGUCUACUGUUCCAGGAACGUGCAAUAUGCUGGGAACAACCUGACUGGGAGCAGUAUUAUUGGAAAUUUAACACCUGGCAAGCUGGGGACUAAACAGUUUACACAACGGACCUGGACUCAUGGUCCAAAAUGGUCUGGGCAGCAAAACUGAGAAGAUACUCUCUCUUUUCUUUAAUAUAGUAAACCAAAACCCUU
Messenger RNA from Heteronotia binoei (common prickly gecko), 4427 nucleotides. It is a transcript of the gene CRAMP1, whose product is annotated as cramped chromatin regulator homolog 1. Gene Ontology annotation, biological process: pattern specification process. Bases 104 to 4087 code for a protein of 1327 amino acids. Gene Ontology annotation, cellular component: nucleus. NCBI's taxonomy places the organism in Eukaryota, Metazoa, Chordata, Lepidosauria, Squamata, Gekkonidae. The transcript is spliced from 21 exons. The record is from RefSeq and is a predicted model, not a curated record. Gene Ontology annotation, molecular function: chromatin binding.